AUGUUGCCUAACGCUUCGUUAUCAUCAAUCGUCAAGGAAGAAAUAGGCCUGGAAGGACUCGAGGGAAGCACACUAGACACACUAUGGAACCAUAUUGCAAUCCGGCUACGUAUGCCUAUGCCAUUACCGCGGAAACUGAUGGAAUCGAUCUGGCUGCAGAUUUUGCCCAUAAGCGAAUUUGAAUUCUUUCUCCUGCCAAACGACCGCAAACCGUUCGCUCAUUUCAAUCGGGUAGGUAAACUGGAUCCAGAGACUGGCAUUGCCCUGCAACCGAGCGAAUACCCCGGACAUCGUUUUCGCUAUCGGCUGGUCGAGACGAAUGGCAUCAGGGGGUCAUGCGAAGACUACGACACACGUACGCCCAUCACGCGCGAGGAGUUAAGUAAGAUCCCGUGCGCGGAUGCUGAACAAAGAUAUAAUCGAAAGUUGGUGAUUGUGGCGUCCCAAAGGAUGCGUGAAUCGUAUCUUAUCGAUUCGAAUUGCACCGCCGAGCUGUCCGGAAUGCAGUACUGCAUGCUGGAGUGGAUUGGAAGGUCCAGGUUUAACGGCGAAACAUCGCACGGCAAACAUUCACUCAUCGAGGUUACCGGUGAUUCUAGCGCGCUGUUCUACAAUAGGAAGGCACUAACUAGUGCUAAGCUGAUCACCCGACAGAAUCUUUCGAUACGGAUAGACAACGUUAGUAUUCAAGGUUUGGUGUUUCAUCUGCCACGGUACUACAGUGAAAUGAAAUCGAAACAACUGCUCAUUGUGGAGCUUGUAGUCAAAGAGCUUAAAAGUCGGAAAAAUUACAUAGCCGAUUACGAGGAGAUAAAGUUGAUGAUGCUGAAAAAAUCCGAGGCUGGGAAAAUUUUUCGUACACCCGAAUUUCAACGCUACAUAAAAACGGACGAAACCGUACCAUAUCGGACGCUGUACCCAAACACACCGCCCAGCUCGUGGUACUCGAAACGCGGCGAAGAGAAACAAGUACGAGUGAUGCGACUGAUCGAUCCGGAGGCAGAAGUGUACGAUUUGUGGAAUCGUGACGGUCCCGAAGAAGGUGGUGCAGCGGACACCAAAGAGGGGUUUUUAUGCAGCGCAGACAGCAGCAUGCUAUACGUUGACUUGCCGCUUCUGCAGGUGGCCUACAACGCUAUAGCGAAUCAUGAAGGUGUGGGCAUCGCGCAAUCCGAACUGGCUGUCGCUCUCGGGUUAGAUCGUCUGAAUGUUCGUGGUGUAGUGAAAAACCUUACCAAACUGAAAGCGAUUGAGGGUCUGUCUUUCGACGAAGGCCGACAGCGUACGACUAAAUUUUUCAUUCCAGGCUCUUCACGACGGACGCAGGUGUUCGAGAAGGAAAUGUCCCAGUACGUAUCGAACCAGCUUAACGUGAUCGAGAGCCAAAGACAGAGCACUUCCGGUAGUAAAAGCGAUCCCGAGCUGACGGGUAAUGAAACGUUAGCGACCGAUGACAGCAGAAACAUUUGCGACAGCGAAGCGGAUACUUCGCUAUCUGUGACCGCCGAUUCGGAUGUGCGCAAACAAACGCACGCUUUCGAUAGCACACUGCACGAUAACAUCCAUACCGAUGUGAUACUGUCUGACAAGCUUCACCUGCGAAAGAACCCAACAGGCACCUCAUACGUGAUGAAAUCAAGAUCGAUCAGCGAGCUGAUGCUGAGACGCUGUAACUUUAUCAUCGAACUCGUAAAGCGGGAAGUAGCGAUCGAGCCUAGGACGAUUUUGAAACGGCUGAAAUUCGCAGAAAACGCAAAGGGCAAUCUGCACCAAGUGUGCAACAAGUCGCUUAUGCGCCUAAUCUAUCGCCUUGCCGCCGACAAGAUGAUCUUGAUCGCGAACGUCACGAUGAAGCUGGAGGAUCGAGAAUUUCAUCUCGUUUUUAUUUGUGAUCCCAAGAUUACGGUCGAGCACGCCGGCUUGCAGUCGAAGCUGGCAAUGGCGAAGGCGCGGAUAGUGCUUCAAACGCAACCGGCCGUCCCAGCCGAUCUCGCGCAACCGCUCUCGGCUUUGCAAUCCCACGGGUACCCCGGUAGUUUGCCGAAAUGCAUGCGCAUGCGUUUGUUCCACGAGUACGUGUUCUAUUUGGUGCAUGAUCAGCAGCGUGACGCACGCGAGUUGUGCAUUACCGAGCUGACGGCGAUCGACGUGACCGGGUUGGAUGCGUUGGAACUGUCGCCCAUCUACAGCGACACGAAUGAUUGGAAGAUGUUUAUACCGCCGCUGAAUCCGUACGAUGGAGGGUAUGAUUCCGGCUGGGUCAUGCUGACGGAUGUGUUUGUGCGCAUGCCGCUGGUCGUCUUUUGCUCGAUCUGCACUUUUUCGUUCUACACGAAGGAUCUCGAUCACUACCUGGAUCAUCCGGUGCGCCGGUACUAUCUGCUAAAGCAGCUACCGGAAACAAUCCGCAUGCAGUUGCUGAAGAAACGUCGCUACGUGCAGGCUGUGCUCGAGAUUGUGAAGCUGCUGUGCUACGCGGGGCUGCUGCAGAUGGGGCCACAGCUGCGAAACACGCGUGACCAGACGUACGUGUACGUCAACCGGUACGCCUGUAUGCUGGACACAUCAGAAUCGAAGGACGGGUACUACGAGAUUGAAAACCGCAACUAUCCGCUGCUGCCGUUCUGUUUCGAACAGAUGACCGACGUUCAGGGAUUCUGGGAUAAGCUACUGGAUGUGGCCACCGGGACGCGGCUGAACAUUCGCAACACGGCCAUUGGGCGGGAGGUGCUGAUCCAGCAGCUGCACACCAAACCGGCCAUGGUAGAAGCGCUGCGCGUGCAGUCCGAACUAUCGGCUCCGCUGAAUGAUCGCCCGGAGCGAUUGCCACCGGGUGACGGAAAGGGUGCGGCCGGAUUCGAUACAGCCAUGUUCAUGCACAUCAAGUCGAACUGGUCAAAGACGCUCAACUUCGCGCCGCACAUCGACAAGCACCGGCUGAAAAUUGUUCGCAAAUCGAUCAAGAUCAAGAAGCUGUAUGCCAGUGGCAACGGGCCAAGAAGCGGGGCCAGCGCGGUGUCGAAUGGUGGAAGGCUCACGCUCCGGAUGGGUACCGGAACGUCUGGCUUCCCAGCUACUGCUAGUACGGUUAAACGAGGAUCAGGAAGGAGACAGAUUAAGAAGCGCAUCAUUAAACCGCGCAAACCGAUGCGUCGUAUCUGGCGCCAAGGGUACGACGAAGUGGACUUGCGUGCGCUCAAACAGAUGAACAAGCUGCGCGUAAAGUGGACGCACGCCGAGGAUCAAAUCCUAGUCAUUUGCCGGGUGGCCCAGCUGUACCUGUACGGUCCAACGCAGAGCAUAACCUGUCCGAUCAAUUCGGCCACCUUCCGCGACGUGCUGCACUGGGCCAAUGCGCGAUCGACGUGCAAAACAUCUCGCGCCUGCCAGCGUCGCGUGCUCUACAUGACGAAGAAGCUGCAUGGUGUGGCGGACCUCGUGCGAACCUGCCUCGAGGAAACCAAACUAAACGCAACGGUAACCGAGCGUUACGGGCCGGGAUUCGUGCAGAAGCUGCGCGAACAAUUCCAAGAGCCGGAGGACUACAUGGUCGCGUCGUGUAUCCACUUCGUGCAGCUGGUGCACCUGAUACGGCAGACGUGUUCCAAGCUGCUGCGGGGAACGGGCACCUCCAAUAGUACUCCACGCAUCCACAGUCGACCUGAAGCGAGCCACCGGGCGUAUCACAGGUUGCCGAGCACACUGGACGAGUUGUACCGAAGGUACAGUGUGACCGAAACGAAUAACAGCAGCAAACACCUGAACUACGCCGCAAAUCCUUCGACAAUCCAGGAGCUGCAGAUGUACAAGCUGACGAUCCUGAUGCACAGCUCCGUCGUUAAUGGUCGCUCACAUGCCGAGGAACCGUUACAGCGCGUUUACCGCGAGUUCUCGGAACACGUUCUGGCCGGUGCCAUGCGGUUGAUGCGUAACUUUCACCUCGUCUCGCUGAACCAGCGGGUGAAGGGCGUCGGAACGAAGCUACUCGUUACGAGCACGGCCGUUACAGGUGAUCGUGAGCUGUUCCAUGUGUCGAUCCAUUACCAGCAGCAGCUGAUUACUUCGCUUCCUUUCGACCUGUUUCAACCGAUGUUCGGUCAGUACGUGCAGCUACUCGAUCGCAAGCGAUAUGAUGAGAUGCACGCGUGCGAGGACGACGCCAAAGGACUCGUGCUGCUCAUCAGCGAGCUGAUUGCCAUGGAUCGGGUCGAGAUGUGCAUCGAUCAGGCAGCGAAUUACAUCGAGAUGAAAGCGGGCUCAAAGGAAGCCGUACCGAAUUAUGCCGAUAUGCUUGCUCCGCUGGCUGGCCCUGAGAAGGACGCGUUUUCAGACGAUGCACCCAAACGAACCCGCGAAACGAAGUCCCUAAAAAGCUCCGUCAAGGCAGCAAUCGUCACACCUACUCGGACACCCACCGGAAAGGGAAGAUCGGUGCCAAAGAAAUUGCGCUUUUCUCCCGCAAAGGACGUUACCUUCCACUACGUGAUGCAUCCGGUCGAGCGGUUGUACAAGGUGCCAAUAGAAUACUUUCACUUUUUCUGUCUCUUGGUACACCUGCAGACGACAGAUCGUCGCUUGAUCGUGCAGAUGUUCAAGAUCGACGAAACUCAACCGACGAGCUGCUCGCUGGAGAACUGUGUGGGUGCGUCAUCGACGUCAGCGGCAAGCAGUGGCGAUCUGGUGUCCCGUUGUCUUGAGCUAAUGCGUGGCCACCGGGAGCAGCUGGUGCGCAUUCGACAGCAUGGAGUGGAGCGAUCGCAGCGCAAAAAUCGAAUCGAUUCCGCGAUGAUAUUUGACAUACGCGAAGAGAAUAUAUUGCUCUUCUUUGGCAAGUACAUCACCCAAUUCCAGCAACGGUGGAGUGCGGGCCACCGACGCGAGGUCAAUCGCCAGAGCCAGGUUUCGCAGGCGCUUGUCAAAGGCACCGUUGACAUGGCCGAGCUGAUCGAGGAUUGUUUGUGGUUUGACGACGAAUCGCCCGAGUACAACUGGCUCGACCGGUACGAGGUAUCGAACACGAUCGAAGAUGAGGACCCGAUUGAUGGGGAAACGGGUGACGAACCUUCGACCGACGCCGAAAUUAGCACGCUCAGCGAGAAGGUGUUCAAGUUGCACAACUUCUACGAAGUAAUGUCGAUGAAGAUGCACAUUCGCUUAAAAACGACGCCACUCUCCCGGUACACCGAGCAGGACCUUGCCGAUCGUGAAACGUACGGUCAGUGGAACGUACCACGGUGCUUCCUGUCGGAUGGUGUGAAACGGCGCCGGGAUGUGCUGAUUAAGGUCGCCAGCGAUGCGAUCUGGCCCGACAUGCAACAACUGGGACCGCUCAUAAAGGAAGCGAUGCCGCUGAUUGAACGAAAUUCGCACGCUAGCGCCCUGUUGGCGUACAUCGAGCACAAGAGCAGAUUCGGUGCGACCGCGUGCGAACUGGCCAAGAGCUUUCCAAAUCACGAGCAGCUGAAGCAACACCUGCAAACGCUGGUCAGCCUUAAGCUGCUGCUGCGAACCGGUUUCCGGAGUGUCACGUACGUGCAUUGGCAUUUUGCACCGGAUUGGCUAACCAAGGCGCUGAUUCCGGAAACGGAUCAAAAGGCGAUCGAGCAACCUUCCAGCGCUCAGUCAGCAGCGGUUGAGCAACCGGGCGGUAGUAGAACCCGGCGAGACAAGCGCAAGAAUCCUACGCCACUCGGGGAUGAAGAAGACAUCACGGUGAAGAAACGAAAGUCCAACUACUCAGAGCAGACAACCAAAAGCCGUUCGAUUGACACGCGGACGGAAAAUCAACCGACCGAUGAGCAGCCGGAAAAGCAGAGAGAUGCGAAAAAAUACAAAUUCAUGCAGCUAGCGAUGGCACCCUGGAUCAGUAUCGAGGGCAAGAUCAACAAGCGUGUUCUGUACCGAUGGUUAAGUUCGGUUCUGCUGUACUGUGUAGCCCAUCCGGGUGUUCUGAUGAGCGUGCUCAACGUGCGAUUCAACAUGUUGUCACCGUUCCAUCUCAGGCAGCUGUUAGAGAUACUUCAAGAGUACGGCUGUGUUAGCCUUCAUUCCAUGGAAUGCCAACUGAAGAAGACUAUAUUUUCUGUCUUCAAGCCGAUUGGAAUCGUGCCACCAACGGAGUUUGCUCCCGAUGAGAAAACAUUUGUCGAAUCGGCACCGGACGCGCUGAGCACGCUUUCACUCUGCAUUGGGGAGAACCGUAAGUACGCGCAAGACUUCUACGACGGUUCGCGGAAACACAUGGUAACAUAGGGAUGAUGGCACGGUGGCCAAGAUGAACAGGCGGAUGCAAUCAUCGUGUAUGCGUGCAUUUAUUUC
Anopheles nili is the source of this 6318-nucleotide messenger RNA. RefSeq names its product general transcription factor 3C polypeptide 1. The record is from RefSeq and is a predicted model, not a curated record. Gene Ontology annotation, cellular component: transcription factor TFIIIC complex. Lineage: Eukaryota; Metazoa; Arthropoda; Insecta; Diptera; Culicidae. Bases 1 to 6252 code for a protein of 2083 amino acids. The transcript is spliced from 7 exons. Gene Ontology annotation, biological process: 5S class rRNA transcription by RNA polymerase III; transcription initiation at RNA polymerase III promoter. Gene Ontology annotation, molecular function: DNA binding.